AUGAGUCGUGCAGAGGUAGAUUUACAGACAAGUGUGAAGAAAGCAUGCAACAGUGACGAAGUUCCACCCAAGAGAAAGCAUGUGAGAGCAUGUAUAGUGUACACUUGGGAUCAUAAGAAUUCGCGAGCUUUUUGGAAUGCGGUCAAGAUUCAGCCAUUGCAAAGCAACGAGAUUCUGUUGUUCAAGGCACUUAUUAUGAUACACAAAGUGUUACAGGAAGGCCACCCAAACACUUUAAAAGAUGGUUACCGGAACCGAGACUUUGUUGCUUCAUUGGCUACGGUAUUUCCAACUCAUGGACUGGCAUACGGUAGGUUGAUUAAUCAGUAUGACCGGUAUAUUUUGCAAAAGUUGGACUUUCAUCGUAACAAUCCCGGUUUUAAUGGAACGUUCGAAUACGAGGAGUAUCUCUCAUUGAGAGCAGUCAGCGACCCGAAUGAAGGGUAUGAAUCUAUCUUACAAUUGAUGGAUCUUCAGGAUCUGAUUAAUGACUUGCAAAAGCUCAUUUUUGCAACAAUACAUCGCUCACAUGGAAAUUUGUGCAAAGUCAGUGCAUUAGUACCUUUGAUCACAGAGUCCUACGGGAUUUACAAAUUCUGUAUUUCAAUGCUCAGAGCAAUGUAUCAACAAUUGGGUGCAGAUGAGGCAUUGACGGUCUUGUUUGAUAGGUUUGAGUCUCAGCAUUUUAUGUUACGUGACUUUUACACUGAUUGCCACUCAAUCAAAUUUUUAACUAGCUUGAUUACUAUUCCUCGCCUUCCAAAUAGCUCUCCUGACUUACAGGUGGACGAAGAUGGAAGAUCCAUAGCUGAAAGUACUUCUGCUAGAACUGGGGAACAAAACAUUUCGAGAGCAAGGUCCAUCAGUGCAGAACCUCCUAGUAUUCCACCCUCAAUUUCAACUGAUCAAAUUCCAUCUCAACAAACUGGCUAUCUUUUCGAACAACAACAAGAGCAAGAGAGAAUUCAAAGACAGCUUGAGUUACAACGCCAACAACAACUUCAAGAACAACAAGAACAACAACGUUUAUUUGAACAGCAACAAAGGGAGCAAGAAAGACGGUUCAUGGAAGAGCAGCAAGCUCUUCAAAUGCAACAAACACAGCAACAGCAAGGACGCGUGUCUGAAUUGGAGCAUGAUUUGCUCAUGUUUAAGAACCAAUACGACAAUGAUCAACAGUUAUUGCAACAAUAUGACACAAGAGUUAAAUCUUUAGAAAAUGAAAUGGCGGCUUUCAAUAAUACUGCCACCCAACAAGUUGCUUCUAAGAAUGAGCAGAUUCAAAACUUGGAAGAACAGAUAGCAAAUUGGACCAAAAAGUAUGAGUCGCUUGCUAAGUUAUACUCGCAAUUGCGCCAAGAACAUUUGAAUUUAUUGGCUAAAUUCAAAAAAAUUCAACAAAAAAUAAGCAGUGCACAGGAAUCCAUUGCCAAAAAGGAGAAACUUGAAAAGGACUUGAAGGCCAAGAAUGUGGAGUUGGCUGAUUUGAUUAGAGAACGUGACCGAGCAAGACUUGAAUUGGACAGAGUGAAGGCCUCGAAGGACCAAGAGAUUGAGAAGCUAGAAACAGAAAUAAGAGAUCUCAACAUUUCCGCCAAAGAAUCUGGUAAAUUGCAAAACAUGAAUCUCACUACCAUUAUGUCAAAACACGAAGAGGAGUUGAAUGACUUGAAGGCUCAAUUGGAGCGCUAUUCCAAGAACGGAGAGCCUGGGACUAUGGACGGUUUACAUGCUCAAUUGCGAGACAAGGAAACUGAAUUGGCAAUUGCCAAUCAGUCUCUUGAAGAAGCUUACAAGGAGAUUGGCCGAAUCAAGAAUGAUCAAGAUGAUAUUUUGAAUGCAGAGAUUGACCACAUUAUCAUGACCCAUAUCUCCAAGUUCAAAAGCUUAAUCGAUGUAUUCUUGGAUAACAGUAUCAGACGCAUUUUGGAUAUCAAACACGAGUUGACAUUGAACACAUUGGGAUCAAACAAUAAUUCGUCUCCCGAAUACUUGUUGUCGGUUGUUGAGCUUUGUUCUGAUACAGCGACCGACUUUGCAUCAACGUUCAAUGGAUACAUAGCCGAGGAAAACAAUCAAGACGAGGAAACGUUCUCCAAUGUCAUCCUAUACAGCUCUUCGUUAGUCACAUAUUUGAACGAUUCGCUGCAAACAGCAAAGAGUCUUUCGCAGGCCUCCUCAGGCAAAGAGGAAGAGAAACUUUUGACCCAAAUGAUGAAAGUUCUCGAUGACGCGGAGGAAUAUUAUCAAGGGUUGAAAUCAGAGAAACUUGAACAAUUGGAUAACCAAGAAGAUAGAAUCGAUCUGAUAAUCGAUAGCAAUCUCGAGUUACAGACUUCCUUGAAGGACUUGGCGGGUUUGGCUGAUUCCUUGAAGUUGUCUACAGGUAUCCAAUUUAAAGGUGAUCUAGAAAGUCUCGUAAACAAGGAAAUGCAGCAAACGGUUGAUGCAGUCAACUCUGCUUCUAAGUAUUUGACCGAUUUGUUGAAGAACCCAAACAUUUAUGGUGGUAACAUCGAGAUACAUGAAACUUUGAUUUCAUGUGCUAAAGCAAUAAUUGAUGCGGUGGCACGAUUGAUACAAGCUUCAGUUGAAUCGCAACGUGAAAUUGUCGAGAAAGGCAAGGGUACACAAUCGAAUACAGAAUUUUACAGGAAGAACAGCAGAUGGACUGAAGGACUUAUUAGUGCAGCAAAAGCAGUAGCCGGUGCAACAAACAUAUUGAUUCAAAUUUCGGAUGGUGUUUUGCAGAAGAAGAACACCCAUGAAGAGUUGAUAGUGGCUUCGAAUGAAGUGGCUGCAUCAACGGCUCAAUUAGUUGCUGCAUCCAGGGUUAAGGCCAAUUUCAUGUCAAAAUCUCAAGACGCUUUAGAAUCAGCAUCUGGUGACGUUACUCGUGCAUGCAAAUCUCUAGUGAACAAAGUUCAAGGAUUGUUGAGUAAUGGGGACCUGCAAAAUGACAACAUUGACUUGAGUAAAUUAACUCCUUAUGAAGGUAAGACUCUCGAGAUGGAGCAACAGGUUGAAAUUUUGAAGCUUGAGAAUAAGCUUCAAGCGGCAAGAAGGAGACUCGGAGAGAUCAGGAAACAUGGCUACAAGGAUGACGAUAGCGAUGACGAGUAG
This is a messenger RNA of Lodderomyces orthopsilosis Co 90-125, 3123 nucleotides long. RefSeq names its product Sla2p (gene SLA2). The coding region runs from base 1 to 3123 and encodes 1040 amino acids. Gene Ontology annotation, biological process: actin filament organization; clathrin coat assembly; endocytosis. The transcript has a single exon. Lineage: Eukaryota; Fungi; Ascomycota; Pichiomycetes; Serinales; Debaryomycetaceae. Gene Ontology annotation, molecular function: actin filament binding; clathrin light chain binding; phosphatidylinositol-3,4-bisphosphate binding. Gene Ontology annotation, cellular component: clathrin-coated vesicle; actin cortical patch. The record is from RefSeq and is a predicted model, not a curated record.